AUGAGCGAUAAACGUGGUAGUUCUCCGGAUGAUGGCGAGCUCUCUGAUGACAGCCAUUCGCGUUCACAUUCCCGUCGUAGUGACUCCGAGGAAGGCGGAAAGAGUUCGAAAGAAGUCGAAUCAAAAUUACGAGCAAAUUUAUUAAAUCGAAUAUCCCAUAAAAAGAGGGAUGCCAGCGACGGAGAUGACGAUGAUGAGAGAUUCACGAUUCAGCCGAAAGAUGCUCAAAAAGCAAGAGAAGAGGCCCGAAAUCGAGAAAAGGAACGAGAUCGCGAAAGGGAUUCUCGAAAAAAUAUUGAAGAUAGAUUGAAAAGAGUGGAUCGCCAUCCCCGUGAUCUAGAUAUAAAGCAGAGGGAUCGCGAGAACAAAGCCCGCCAUGAGCGAUCUGGAAAGUCACGGCAUGAUGAUCGAGAUAGACACAAAAAACACGAGAAUUCCUCAAGUGAUGAAUUCAAGGAAAAACGACGGGAACGUGAUCGAUCGCAUGAACGUAGCCGACAUCGGAAUCGGGACGAUCGAAAAGACGAACGACACCGAAGGAAGGGAAAUUCGUCUGAUGAUGAUCAUUCGGCUGAACGAGAGCCGCCUAAAAAGCAAUAUCAAAUUCCGAAAGAGCCAUUAAAAUUAUCAAAACCGAAAACCAUAGAAACUGUGGAAAUAGUCGAUGUUGAAAUGUCUCCUAUCGAACUGCGUGAACCGGAAGAAGAGAAACCAAUCACUUCUUUCACAUUGGAAGCAGACGUAGGACCAAAAAAGUAUUCGAAAUUCGAAAGCGAUCCGGAAUCCGAUGAUGCGAUCAACGAGCAAUCGCCGCAUUCCUCACGUCAUCCAUCUGGUGGCGGUGAUUCUGAUAUUGAAGAAAUUGCCGAUGACGAAUCAAAAAUGGAUAAAUCUGUUGAUGAUGCGACAGACGAAGACGAUGAGCGAAAUUAUGAUGGAGUCAAAUGGCAAGAUUUGACAGAAGAACAACGAGAAAUGCUUGACGCAGAGACUCGAAAGAGACUAGAAGAUGCAUACCAGAAAGAGCUCAUAUCUCGUUUACCUGUCUUCUAUCCAGGCAUUAUGGGCUGUCGAAGUAUCGCGGAAUUCGAAUGUGUGAAUCGCGUCGAAGAAGGAACGUAUGGUGUGGUUUAUCGAGGAAGAGACAAAAGAACCGACGAGAUUGUCGCUUUGAAACGUCUCAAAAUGGAAAAGGAAAAAGAGGGAUUUCCGAUAACGGCGCUUCGAGAAAUUAAUAUGCUCCUGAAGGCUGGAAAUCAUCCAAAUAUCGUGAACGUGAAAGAAAUUCUCAUCGGAACCAAUAUGGACAAAAUCUACAUGGCGAUGGAGUUUGUUGAGCACGAUUUGAAGAGUUUGAUUGACACAAUGGUGAGACGAAACAAACGGUUUUCAACGGGUGAACAGAAAACUCUUCUUCGUCAAUUAUUGUCCGGAAUCGAGCACAUGCACAAUUUGUGGAUUCUGCACCGAGAUCUCAAAACAUCUAAUCUUCUUCUUUCGCACACGGGAAUUCUUAAGAUUGCUGAUUUUGGACUUGCCCGUGAAUAUGGAGACCCGCUGAAAAAAUUUACGCCCGUUGUUGUUACUCUAUGGUAUCGUUCUCCCGAAUUACUUCUCGGAUCAAAGUAUUAUUCGACACCAGUCGAUAUGUGGUCAAUCGGAUGCAUUAUGGCCGAAUUUAUUCUACUCAAACCUCUAUUUCAAGGACGCGGUGAAAUUGAGCAACUCAAAAAAAUCUUUCUUGAACUUGGAACGCCGAGCGAAAAAAUAUGGCCCGGUGUCAAGGAACUUGACGGUUGGAAAUCAUUGACAUUUGAGAAUUAUCCAUACAAUCAGCUGAGGAAGAAAUUCCUCGCCGGUAGACUUCUCAAUGAUACUGGCUUCAAAUUGCUUAUGCGAUUUUUGACGUAUGACCCGAAUGAGCGAAUUACUGCGACGGACGCUCUUGAUCAUGAUUGGUUCAGAGAGAAUCCUCUUCCAGUGCCACCGGAAGAAUUCCCAACAUUCCCAGCGAAGAGCGAACAACACAAAGCGCCACCACCAGCGAUGAAGAAAUCGACAGCUCAGAGCAACUUAGAACUUGUCGAUCCGGAAACCGCCAAACUGCUGAAACAAUUUGAAGUGAAACCCGAACACAUAAAAACUAGCGGCUUCUCGUUGAAAUUUGGGCCGGCAAGGUUUUGA
Caenorhabditis bovis is the source of this 2184-nucleotide messenger RNA. Lineage: Eukaryota; Metazoa; Nematoda; Chromadorea; Rhabditida; Rhabditidae. The record is from the annotation of a GenBank genome assembly.